Pistacia vera is the source of this 1653-nucleotide messenger RNA. RefSeq names its product zinc finger BED domain-containing protein RICESLEEPER 2-like. Bases 1 to 1653 code for a protein of 550 amino acids. The record is from RefSeq and is a predicted model, not a curated record. Lineage: Eukaryota; Viridiplantae; Streptophyta; Magnoliopsida; Sapindales; Anacardiaceae. The transcript has 4 exons. Gene Ontology annotation, molecular function: DNA binding; protein dimerization activity.
AUGAGGCAUCAUAUGGAAGAUUGUCCUAAACGUACCAUUACUAGUAGUGUAGAUCAAAUGAUGAUGGAUUGUGAUACUAAAUUGAGAUGUAUGAAGAUUUCUCAAGAAAUUUAUCGUGAGAAGAUGGCAAUAGGAAUCAUAAAACAUAACUACCUAUAUUCAAUAGUGGAGCAUGAAGGAAUUAGGGAUGUCCACAUGUAUUUGAAUCAUGAAGUUAAGCAAUAUACUAGGAACACCGCUAAGGCAGAUUGCUUAAAGGUAUAUUACAGGGAGAAGGAAAAGAUUAAGCUUGCUUUAGAGAGGGUUUCGGGUAGAAUAUGCUUGACUUCUGAUAUUUUGAGUUCUUGUACUAUUGAUGGGUAUAUUUCUUUAACGGCUCACUAUGUUGAUGAGAACUGGGAGUUACAAAGUAGAAUUUUGAAUUUUUGCCAUAUUCCUUCUCCACACUCAGGGGCUCUUUUGUCAGACAUAGUGUAUGAUUUCUUAAAAGAUUGUGGGAUUGAAAAGAAAUUCUUCUCUCUUACAUUAGACAAUGCAAUCCAAGAAGGGUUAAAGGUGAGUAGCGUGGCUUUGCAUAAAAUUCGUGAAAGUGUGAAAUAUGUUAAAGGAAGUGAGGCUAAAAGAAUCAAGUUUGGAGAACUUGUUCAAAAAAUUGGUGUGAUAAGCUCAAAAGGAUUGCGAAUGGAUGUUCCCACGAGAUGGAAUUCCACUUAUUUAAUGCUUCAAAGUGCGUUAAUAUACCGUCGUGUGUUUGUUCAUUUGACACUGAUAGAUCCCAAUUAUAAAAGUUGUCCUUCAGAUGAAGAAUGGGAUAGGGGAAUGAGGAUUUGCAAGUUCUUGCAACCAUUUUAUGAGAUCACUACUCUUUUUUCGGGUUCCCAAUACCCGACAGCAAACUUGCAUCUCAAAAAUGUGUGGAGAAUUCAAGUGCGUUUAUAUGAAGAGAUGGAAAAUGAGGAUGAAGUUCUUAGUACCAUGGCAAGUCAAAUGAAAGGAAAAUUUGACAAAUAUUGGGAUUCUUACACUGUUGUGUUAGCAAUUGCAGCAAUUCUGGACCCACGUUUCAAGUUUGAGUUUGUUGAGUUUUGUUACAAAAAAGUUGAUGGCCCAGUAGUUGCAACAAGAAAGUUGGAGUUGGUCAAGCAGGAGUUGUAUAGGCUUUUUGUUGCUUAUGAGGGUCUAAGUGGCAAUGAGGUUCAGGUUCCCUGCAAUCCUUGCGUGCAAGCUAGUGAUCCUAAUAUCAUUGGAGAUGAUAUUUGUGAAUUUGACUACUCCAAGAGUGACUUUAGUGCUACUAAGAAGUUGGAAUUGGAUACUUAUUUGGGAGAGGCAAGGUUUGAUCGCAUCAAAUUUUACAAUUUGGAUAUCCUGGACCAUUGGAAGAAAAAUAGUGAUCGAUAUCCGAUACUUUCGAUGAUGGCCCGUGAUGUGAUGAGUAUACCAAUAACGACUGUUGCUUCGGAGUCCAGUUUCAGUAUUGGUAGCAAAGUGCUCAAUAAAUAUCGAAGUUCACUUUUACCGGAGAAUGCAGAGUCUUUGAUAUGCACCAGGACAAGGAUUUCUGGAUAUGAAGUUAAAGAAGAUGAAAUUGAUGAUGUUCAGCUGCUUGUGUCAUUAAGUCAAGUGCCGAGGAAGGGGAAGGAGAUUGCAUAA